CUGUACCUUUGAUGAGGACUCAGACCCUGGUUUGUGUGAAUACCGACAGGGCCAAGAGGACGACUUUGACUGGCAGCUGAUCAGAACCUACAAUUGGCCACACCCAACCCCUGAUCUUCUACGAGGAUCCUUCAUGAUGGUCAAUUCCUCACAGCAUUUUGGGGGCCAGCGGGCUCAGCUGCUCCUGCUCCCGCUAAGUGAGAACGACACUCACUGCAUCCAGUUCAGCUACUUCCUGUACAGCCGUGAUGGCCACAGCCCCGGGGACCUGCAGGUCUACAUCCGGGUCAACGGUGGUCCCAAGGGCAGCGCCGUGUGGAAUAUCUCAGGCUCCCAGGGACGCCAGUGGCACCAGGUGGAGCUCGCCGUCAGCACUUUCUGGCCCAGUGAAUACCAGGUCAUCUUUGAAGCAACCAUUUCCGAGGAGCGACAGGGCUACAUUGCCUUAGACGACAUUGUGCUGCUCAAUUACCCCUGCUACAAGGUGCCUCAUUUCUCUCGGCUGGGUGACGUGGAGGUGAAUGCUGGGCAGAACGCCUCGUUCCAAUGUGUCGCCACGGGCAAAGUUUCUGAGGCUGAGCCCUUCCUACUGGAGCGGAGAAAUGGCGUGCUGCUGGACACGUCUCUGCUGUCUCGGCUGAGCCACAAGCGGCUGAUGGCAACUUUCCAGGUAGAGGCACAACGUGGAGAGCAGGACCUCUACCGCUGCGUCACCUUGUCCCCCAGAGGCGCCGCUGUCUCCAACUUCGGAGAGCUCAUCGUCAGAGUGCCACCAACACCGAUCGCACCUCCUCAGCUCUUGCGGGCAGGUCCCACCUAUUUGAUCAUCCAGCUCAACACCAACUCCAUUGUGGGGGACGGACCGGUCAUUCGUCGUGAAAUCCAGUACCGGGCCAGCCAGUCCACUUGGACAGAAACUCACGGUGUGGGCUCGCUUACCUAUAAGGUUUGGCACUUGGAGCCUGACACAGAGUACCGCAUCAGCGUCCUGCUCACCCGGCCCGGAGAUGGAGGCACCGGAGCACCAGGACCCCCGCUGAUCAGCAGGACAAAGUGUGCAGAGCCCAUGCGUGCCUUGCGGGGGCUGACAGCCACAGAGAUCCAGCCAAGGCAGCUGGCCCUUCAGUGGGAGCCACUAGGCUACAACCUAACCCGCUGUCACACCUACACUUUGUCUCUGUGCUACCGCUACUCCAUGCCGACAGGGGGCAGCGGAGGGAACAACGCCACCGUCAGAGAGUGCCUGUCCGUGGACCGAAACACUUCCCACUUCACCCUGAGAGACCUGCCACCUUUUCGUGCCGUCCAUGUCCGGCUGGCUCUGGCCAAUCCCGAAGGCAAGAAGGAGAGCAGAGAGGUCACCUUCCAGACUGAGGAGGACAUUCCUGGCGGUAUCGCUCCAGAGUCUCUGACCUUCACCCCGCUCGAUGACAUGAUCUUCCUCAAGUGGGAGGAGCCCAUAGAGCCAAAUGGUCUCAUCACGCAGUACGAGAUCAGCUACCAGAGCAUCGAAUCAUCUGACCCUGGCAUUAAUGUGCCUGGUCCUCGCCGUACAGUGUCCAAGCUGAGGAACGAGACCUACCACAUGUUCUCAGGCCUGCAUCCUGGAACCACAUACUUGGUGUCUGUCCGUGCCCGAACUGCCAAAGGCUUCGGCCAGACAGCGCUCACUGAGAUCACCACCAACAUCUCUGCCCCUGUGUUUGACUAUGAAGACAUCCCUUCUCCGCUGAGUGAGUCGGAGAGCACCAUCACCGUGCUGCUGCGCCCUGCCCUUGGGAGAGGGGCUCCUGUCAGUGCCUACCAAGUGGUGGUGGUGGAAGAAGAUGGGUCCCGUCAGGUGAGGAGGAGGGAACUGGGCACCGUGGACUGUUUCCCCACUCCAAACUCACACAGCGAAGCCCAGGCUAAGGGGACCCCACAUUACUACACCGCUGAGCUGGCUCCCAGCAGUCUGCCGGAGGCCACGCCUUUCACCGUGGGUGAUAAUCACACCUACAACGGCUACUGGAACAGUCCUUUAGACCCCACCAAGAACUACCUCAUCUACUUUCAGGCCACCAGCAACUUCAGAGGGGAGACCAGAAUUAACUGUAUUCGGAUUGCUCGCAAAGCUGCCUGUAAAGACUCUAAGAGGGCCCUGGAGGUAUCCCAGCAUGCCGAGGACAUGGGUCUGAUCCUGGGGGCCUGCGCCGGCGGUCUGGUGGUCCUCAUUCUGCUGCUGGGGGCCAUUGUCAUCAUUGUCAAGAAAGGAAGGGACUUCUAUUCUUACCCUUACUACCCCAGGAAGAAGGUGCCCAUAAACAAGGCAGCCAUGUCCUACAGGCAGGAAAAGAGUCGGAAGCUGAGCUCUUUAGACUGCAGUAUGACGGAGCAGAGCACUCUCCAGCAGGAUGAGAGGAUGGCCCACUCCUUCAUGGAUGCCCACGGCUGCAGCACUCGAAAUGAGCAGCGUAGCUCUGUCAACGAGUCCAGCAGCUUACUGGGAGGCUCACCCCAACGCCACUGUCGGAGGAAGAGCUCACCGUAUCACACGGGUCAGCUCCACCCUGCUGUACGAGUAGCUGACCUCCUGCAGCACAUCAACCAGAUGAAGACGACGGAGGGAUACGGCUUCAAGCAAGAGUAUGAGAGUUUUUUCGAUGGCUGGGACGUCACAAAAAAGAAAGACAAGACCAAAGGAAGGCACGAUAGCUUGCUCAGUCAUGACCGCCAUCGAGUCAAGCUCCACUCUCUGCUGGCAGACCCCAGCUCAGACUAUGUCAAUGCCAACUACAUAGACAUUCGGAUAAACAGGGAAGGUUACCAGCGAUCAAACCACUUCAUCGCCACUCAAGGCCCCAAGCAGGAGAUGAUCUACGAUUUCUGGCGGAUGGUUUGGCAGGAGAAUUGCUUCAGUAUUGUCAUGAUCACCAAGCUGGUGGAAGUGGGCAGGAUGAAGUGCUGUAAGUAUUGGCCUGAUGACACUGAGCUCUAUGGUGACAUUAAGAUAACACUGCUGAAGACAGAAACACUGGCAGAGUACACUGUGCGCACCUUUGCCAUGGAGAGGAGAGGUUACCCUGCCAAGCAUGAGGUGUGUCAGUUCCACUUCACCUCCUGGCCCGAGCAUGGCGUGCCUUACCACGCUACCGGCCUGCUGGCUUUCCUGCGUCGGGUCAAGGCCUCAACACCUCCUGAUGCCGGACCUGUGGUGGUCCACUGCAGUAUGGGGGCAGGCAGGACCGGCUGCUACAUCGUGCUGGAUGUCAUGCUGGAUAUGGCUGAGUGUGAAGGAGUAGUGGACAUCUACAACUGUGUUAAGACCCUCUGCUCCCGCCGCAUCAACAUGAUCCAGACUGAAGAGCAGUAUGUGUUCAUCCAUGAUGCCAUCCUGGAGGCCUGUCUGUGUGGAGAGACCGCCAUCCCUGUUACUGAGUUUGCUCUCACUUAUAAGGAAAUGCUGAAGGUCGACUCUCAGAGCAACACCUCGCAGCUCAGAGAGGAGUUUCAGACUCUGAACUCUGUGACUCCUCACCUGGAUGUGGAGGAAUGCAGCAUCUCUCUGAUGCCCAGGAACCGGGAGAAGAACCGCAGCAUGGAUGUCCUGCCACCGGACCGCUCCCUGGCCUUUCUCGUCACCACUGAGGGAGAGAGCAGCAACUACAUCAAUGCAGCGCUCGCCGACAGCUUCCUCCGGCCCGCUGCCUUCGUGGUGACGCCACACCCGCUGCCCGGCACCACCACUGACUUCUGGAGGCUCGUGUAUGACUAUGGCUGCACCUCUGUGGUGAUGCUUAACCAGCUCAACCAGUCCAACUCUGCCUGGCCUUGUCUGCAGUAUUGGCCUGAACCAGGGCUGCAGCAGUUUGGACCCAUGACAGUGGAGCUUUUGUCCAGGACAGCGGACGAUGAUGUUAUCAUCCGUCUCUUCCGGGUUCAAAACAUCACUCGGGAUCCCGAGGAGACAGACACUACAGAGCAGGACACCGCUAGACUCUAUCCCGAGAAGGUAUUCUGUUGUCCAGUAGAUGUAGCAAAGGCACUUUAAGUAGCAUUGUUACCAAACAUUACAUGACAGAAUAACUCGUUUUUUUCAGUGUAGCAAGUCAUGCUUGUUGCUGAGCCUCAAUCUUUCACCGCUGUUGUUGUUAGUGCUCGUGUUCUUUCAGAGUGUGGAAUUUUGGACUAUUGGUCACGCUGUGGAGAAGUGUUUUUAUGUCACGGUCCCUGUUUCAUUUGUAUUUUGUGCUCAUGCAUAAGAGGAUAUGAGUUCCCACAAUCCAUCAAGCAUCCUGUGACUGUCCAUGACUUUGCUGAAAGUUGUAAAAAGUUCACCUGCAAACCACUGGUUCUGCAUCUCCCUUCUAAUCCCUACUAUGUAGGAAAAGCAUCUACACAGAGAGAAGUUCGCUGGGUCAUAUUAGAUUACGGAUUGGGGUUAACUGUUCCUUGGCAUUUUAGAACCCAGAUAUGUCAAACCUAUGUUUUGAAAAAAAAAAGGGAGGAAGCCUGGGUCCUGCUGAGGUGGAACAUACAGAUGUCUACCACAAUAAAAUACUCUUACGGGCAAAAAUAUUUAUCAUAGCACAUGCAAAAUAUAUUUAAAAUGUAAAGGUUACUCCAAUCAAUAUUUUUGUACUAAUGGAUUGAAAGUGACUAUGUGUAAUGUGAAUAAGGAGGGUCAUAGUGACAAACCUUUUGAUAAUUCUACCCCAACUACAGUAGGCAUAUCUGAAUGUUUGAGCUUAUUGUUUUCAUUGUGGCCUGGGAACAUUACAGUUUUGUGCAGUCAUUUUUAGCUAACAAAGCCGUGAAAUGCCUGUCAAGCACCAGUCCAUGUACAGACUUGACACAAACAGACAUUGAUGCAGGACACAGCAGAGCUAAAAGGAGGGUAAAUAUUAGACUUAAAUUCAUGAGAUGGUCAGAAACACAUGAAGAAUGAUCGUGUUGCUCUAAAUCUGCUACAAAGUUUUAAAAAAAGAAUAAAUUAUUUAUAAGGUUUGCAGGUAAACAUAUAAGUGUGCAUUUUUGUGUGCUGCCCCCAAGUAGCCAAAAAAAUAAAUAAAUCAAUGACUACAGCUUUAAAUAUCAAUAUUGAAAAGCAAUUUUAAAAGAAUACCAUGAAGAACUAUGAAGCAAUUCUAACUGUCAGAUGCUAAAGUAGGAUAAUGUUACAUUUCAAAGGAAAUGGAAGAGUUUACAGCACUAUAGUACAAUGAUUUUAAAUCGGCAUCGGCCUUAUUAUUGCUUUAUUAUUUUGUUCUUGGUGCUUGGUAGGAAUGUGGUUUUGAAUGGAUCAGUUUUGAUGGCAUGGUGGUUUACAGCAUUUUUGCAUUGCUUUUAAUAGUAAAAGGGCUGAAUUGCUGAUAGAAUUCCCUCUGGCUGAUAACCAGAAAGCUCUUUGAGUGAGUUUGUGACAUGUGGAGCAUACAUAAUGU
Molecule: messenger RNA, 5423 nt
Organism: Amphiprion ocellaris (clown anemonefish)
Lineage: Eukaryota; Metazoa; Chordata; Actinopteri; Pomacentridae
Gene: ptprua
Product: protein tyrosine phosphatase receptor type Ua
Exons: 28
Coding region: 134-4030 (1298 amino acids)
Biological process (GO): protein dephosphorylation
Cellular component (GO): membrane
Molecular function (GO): protein tyrosine phosphatase activity; protein binding
Source: RefSeq, a predicted model, not a curated record